Molecule: messenger RNA, 8100 nt
Organism: Adineta steineri
Lineage: Eukaryota; Metazoa; Rotifera; Eurotatoria; Adinetida; Adinetidae
Source: the annotation of a GenBank genome assembly
AUGAAACGAAUUUUGUACCUUUCUCUCUUUAUUUUAUGUGCACUACAUGGUGUGCUUGAUGGAAGCCAUUAUCGUGGUGGUAUUAUUUCAUGGCGUCCAUUAAAUAAUACAGUACAGGGUACCACUGCACAAAUUCUUUUACAUCAAAGAUAUUUUUGGUACAGAUUAUGGAGCAGUUUUCCUCCACCUUAUUGCACGGAAGCAAAUGUCGUUGCUCAAACACCUAUUACUGUAUCCGGUGCUGCUUUGACCUGUUUAAGAAACUGCACAUCUUCUCCUACCUUUCCUUCAUCAAUUUCAGCCAAUAUGAUAACUUCAGAUUGUGAUACAAACACGAUCAUUGAAUCAUGGAGUGGUGAACUUUACACUACUUUGACACUACCUUUGACAACAUCAAUUACAAUUGGCUAUACCGGAAGUGCAUGGUUGACUCAACUUUAUUUAGGUGGAAGUGGUAGUUGGGCAAUUGUCAAUCGAAUGAAUCUAGCUCCGAGACCAGAUGGUUAUAUCAAUUCCAGUCCUGUUACAAGUACAUUACCAUGUAUACUUUACCAAAGAAAUGUAUCAAUAGUUCAUACUGUACCGAUGGCAGAUAAUGAUGCUACUGAUAUAUUGGUAUGUCGUUGGUCCAAUUCGAAUUCCUCAUAUAAUUACAACCAAAAUGAUGAAUGUGGAGGUGUCUGUAAGGCAAUGCCCGCUGGAACGACACUCAUCGGAUCCAAUUGUACGUUGCAAUUCAUUCUACCGAACGCUAGCAUCUACUAUGCUUGUGCACUGCAAAUCGAAGAUUAUUUUAACGCUAGCUCCCCGUAUCCAAUGAGUUCAGUUCCGAUACAAUUUUUAUUCUAUGCAUACAAUCCUUCCGCUGGUGCAUGUGUACAACGUCCCUCAAUUAUCGGUGACCGUCCAAAUAGCGCUUGCAUUGGAGUUCCUGUCGGUGUCCAAGUCAAUGAAACUGUAAUUGCAGAAACAUACUGUCCUGGUCAAACAAUUGUUGAUUUUGUCACUACUUCACCUAUUGGAAUGACACAUAGUGCUAUUAGUAAUCCAAGUUCUGGUUUAUGGACAAUGUUACUGACAUGGACACCAACAGUAACACAAUUUGGUCCUCAAAGUAUUUGUGCCGGGGCAAUUGAUAAUAGCAGUUUACAAUCAGCUCCGUGGUGUAUUACAUACUUAGUUGGCUAUGAAUCGCCUAGCCUCAUUAGCGUUUCAGCUUCACCAGUCGGCAUUAUCUCCCAAAAUCAAACUAUUUUUUCAAUUCAAACCACAAGUGCAGUUAAGCGUCCAUCACGUAAUGGCAGUAAUAUUUAUUUCACUGAUUCUACUAACAAUACAGUUGUCCAAAAAUUUGAUUGUGGUUGGGCACCACAAGUAACAUACAUAAAUUUCACAAUUAUUAUUAUCUUUCCAGUUGCACCAUGGAUUCCUGGACAUUCCUAUUUUGUUACAUUUGACAGUGGUGCUGCGGCUGGAAUUCCCUUUUGCGUAAGCACAACAACAACAACAACAACAUCGUCAUCAACAACAUCGACAACAACAUCAUCAUCAACAACAUCGUCUACAACAUCAUCCACAACAUCAUCGACAACAACAUCAUCGACAACAACAACAACUACAACCUCAUCGACAACAACAUCAUCAUCAACAACAACAACAUCAUCCACAACAACGUCGACAACAGCAACAAUAACAUCAACAACAACAACAUCAUCCACAACAACAUCGUCUACAAUAUCAUCCACAACAUCAUCAUCAACAACAAUAACUUUAUCAACAGCAACUACUAACACUUCUUCACCAACAGUAUACACUACGAUGAAUUUAUACAAUACAACUUCAACUAAAGGUAAUUGUUAUUAUCCACGUGUGAUACUUAUUCCCGGUACGUCGACACUUUCAUCGCCAAUACAAUUUCGUCGCAGUCAAGAUUUUUCUAUUGUUUCAAUUAUUGAAUUUAUUUGUAAUAUAAAACUUUCAAUGACAACACAGUGGAGAAUCAAUAAUUGUACAACAACAAUAUGUUCAAAUUCCAUUCAAUUAGAUCCAAUAAUUAAUACAAAAUUCAGUGAAUUAUAUAUUCCAUCAAAGACACUUCCAUAUGGAACAUAUCAAUUAGAAUUAACAGUUACAAUGAAUAGUUCAUCACAUUAUUCAACAUCAUCAUUUGUUUAUGUACAAAUAGUUGCAUCAAAUAUAAUCGCAAAUCUUGUUCAAUUCGGAACAUCAAUGAUUACAAGUGGAUAUAAACAAGAUCUUUUACUUGACCCGGGAAACUAUUCUGUUGAUCCAAGUGAAUAUGUAUUCAAUGCAAGUAAUUGGAAAUACAAAUAUUAUUGUCGAAUAUUUGGUUUAUAUAUGUUCCCAAAUUUUCAAGGCUCAUUAAUACCGAUUGGUAAUACAACAAUUGAUCCGUUAAAUCCAUCAUGUUUCAUAAAUCGAACAGAUAAUCAAACAUCUUGGAAAUUUAACUCAAUAAAUUCCUCGAUAACAAUUGUCGCUAAUUCCUUACAAUCCAAUCGAACAUAUCAAUUUAUGGUUUAUAUGGAACAUCAACAAAAUACUUCACUUCAAGCAACUGGUUAUGUACUUGUUAAUGUCGAAAAUACUUAUCCACAUAUGGUUCUUAUUGGUUGUGUUAUUUCGACAUUAUGUUCACCAGAUUUAGAAUUUCAACUUGUUAAUCCAACAACACAAGUUGCUCUAUUUUCAGUUUGUAAUGGAAAUUGUACAACAAUUCAGAAUAUUACAUGGAAUAUUUAUCAAGGACAAAUGAAUUCAUUUUCAAAUUUAACCACAUGGAUUUUGUUUAAUCAGACAGUUUACGAAAAUAUUUGGCUUUUUGGUACAAACACAAGUAAUUUUACUGCAACAAACCAGUUAUUUCUGUCAAAUCCACAAAUAAAUCGUUGGCGAUUUGAAGUUGUUUAUUCAUUUUUACAAGAAACUAGUUCCAGUUCGUUAAAUAUUGUUCUAACGAAAUCUCCAUCUAAUGGUUCUUGUUCAAUUAAUCCUCUAAACGGUACAACAAAUAGUUUAUUUGAUGUUUUAUGUUCAAAUUGGUUUGAUGAUAAUGAUAUCAAAGAUUAUUCUGUUUAUGUUUGGAGAAAUGAUCUAGCUGAGAAAAUGAUCGUUACUUAUUCUACAAUAUCAUCAUUUCAAGUUCGAUUACCACCUGGAGAUGAUCAAACAUCAUUACUUCAUGUAUUUGUUCAUAUUCGAAAUGAAUUCGACUGUAUUACAGAACUCAAUCUAUCGUCUGUUACUGUCAUGAUAGAUUUAGUCGGACUUACUGAUUUUAUAAAUAAUAUCCAAAAUAUAUCAAGUGAAUUAAUAAGAAAUCCAAUAGCUCAAUUACUUGCUAGUCAAAAUCAAAAUAUAGUUGGGCAACUAAUUAUUUCUCUCUCACAACAAUUGAAUAAAAUGAACAGUGAAAAUAUUGAUACAGCUAUUUUAAAUGGUAUUUCAGCUACAAGUAUUUCUGUUUCAACAUUAGGAAAUCAAACUUCUCAAGUGUCUUCAAUACCAUUGAAUGAAUCAGCUUUAGUUGAAUAUAAUAAACAACUAAAUUCUCAUGCAAAUAGUCGAGAAUAUUUGAUGACAUUCAUAACAAAACUGGCAAUAACAACAUCCAAUAGUGUUAAACUACAGGCGACAGCAUUAGCACAAAUAACUGAAACAACAAAUGAAUUAACAAGAACAGCUUUAAUGAUCGCGUCGGAGAGAUGUUAUCAAUUAGCCAUGGCUUUAUAUCCGCUGCGUACAACAAUUCCAUAUGAAGAUGUUCAGCUAUCAGCAACUCAACUUAUUCAAUGUACUGCUAAUGUUUUGACUGCUGUUAAUGGACCAUUACAACAACGAACAACGAUUUUAGAUUUAGAUUAUUUACGUGCCACAACAUUUCCCGCAGACUAUGAUACUGAUCUCGAAUCUUCAUGGUCCAAUCCAAAUUUAUUUGCUGAUGGAAAUGAUUUUUCAUGGGAAACAAUAGAAAGAAAUCGAAAUAUUUAUUAUCAAAAACAAUUAGCAAAUCAGAUAAUCAAUCAAAUGAACGAAAUCAUCGCAUUAUUAUCUUCAUCAUUAAAUAUUCAUUUAAAUAUUGGACAGCAGUCUAUUUUUGAUACAUCUCAAGUAUUUAUGUCAUUAGAAAGCAAAUCAAUUGAAUCUCUUUCAAAUAAACUUUUCCAGCAAAUGGUAAAUGCUCAGAUUCAAUUGCCAGAAAAUCUUAAUUUAAAUCUCAGUAAUAAUUCAAAGAUUUCUAUUCGAACAAUGGUUACACCAUUAGCGCCUUUUGGUAAUACAACACUCCAAUCAAAUACAAAUCUUUCAACUUGUGUAUCAUUUUCAAUUCUUGGUCAAAAUCAAAAUGAAAUAUCUGUUCAAACAGAUCUUAAUCGUCCUAUUGAAAUCAUUAUUCCUCGUGAUUCAAAUUUAAUAAUUCCAUCAAUGAUUCUACAAAAUGUGACAUCAAUGAAUUCGACUCCUCAUAAUCAAUUAUUUAAUUUUCAGUAUAUCAAUAUUACAAGUACACUACCGAUUUCAGUUCAUUUAGAAAUUCAAUCUUUGAAUUCCAGUCUUGCUUAUUUAUUUAUUUAUAAAUUUGAUCAAGCACCUCAAUUAAAUAGUUCAAUCAAACAAAUCGAUGGAUCACAACUUUUUUGUCCUUCAGAUUUGACAAAUGACAGUAUUUAUGAGUAUUUUCUUGAUAAUCAACAAACAUUUGGUCAUCGAUCUCUUAUAUUUGGUUUACGAGAAUUAAAUUCAACAGAAAUGAGUGAUGUAUGUUCAAAUUCUUCCAUCACUUAUCUUCCAAUAACAAAUGAAAGAUUUAAUUUUACAUCAAAUUAUCAAUUAAGAAUCUAUACAUCAGGUUGUUAUUAUCUUGAUAAUAAUAAUCAAUGGAAAUCAGAGGGAUUAAUAGUUGGUUCUUUAACAAAUCAUAAUCAAACUCAAUGUUUUUCCACACAUUUAACAAGUUUUGCUGGUGGUCUGGUUAUUUUACCUGAACCAAUUAAUUGGAAUUAUGUUUUUGCCAAUGCAGAUUUUAAUCGAAACAAAACUAUUUAUUUAACAGUUAUUUGUGUAUGUUUAAUGUACAUCAUAUUGACAAUUUAUGCACGUUAUAAAGAUAAAAAAGAUCUUGAAAAAUUAGGAGUUACACCAUUACCCGAUAAUCAUCAAUCAGAUGAAUAUGUUUAUGAAAUUAUUGUUUUUACUGGUCAAAGAAAAGAUGCUGGAACAAGUUCGAAUGUUCAUUUCGUCAUAUAUGGUGAGGAAAAUGAGACACAUGUUCGUACAUUAGCGGGUCCUCAUCGAAAGAUUUUACAACGCGGUGGUGUUGAUGCAUUUGUAAUGAGUGUUCCAAAAACCUUGGGAUUAUUGAAUUGUAUUCGUAUAUGGCAUGAUAAUACAGGUGAAGGUUCGUCAUCAUCAUGGUUUCUUAAAUAUAUAAUUAUUCGGGAUUUACAAACAAUGGAAAAAUUUCAUUUUAUUUCUCAACGAUGGUUUGCAGUGGAAAAAGAUGAUGGAAAAAUUGAACGGAUUUUACCAGCUGCAAGUGAAAUAGAAAAACAUGAAUUUUCUUAUUUAUUAACAAAACGUACAUAUCAUAGUAUAUCUGAUAGUCAUUUAUGGUUUUCAAUAUUUUCUCGUCCACCAUCAAAUAAAUUUACACGUGUACAACGAUGUACAUGUUGUUUUGUUUUAUUUUUUGUUUCAAUGUUUUUAAAUAUAAUGUAUUAUGAUUUAUCAAAUCAAGCAAAAAGCAAUAAUUCAACAAAUUCAGCCAGUUUAUCGGUUGGUUCUCUUCAGAUCAAUUCUCAACAAAUAAUAAUUGGUAUUAUUGUUGAGUUCUUUGCAUUCAUUCCAAGUCUUUUAAUUGUACAAUUAUUUCGACGUCUUCGAUCUCGUCAAAAACAGCUUUCACCAUUACAUCAAGCAUUAUAUAAAAUUAAACCACACUUACAGAGUCAAACUGAUGUUGAUCAAAAGAAAAACAAUCGAAAAUCUUCAUUAACAUUUCCUUGGUGGUGUAUAUUUAUUGCAUAUGGACUUUGCAUAAUACUCGUUGGCCUCUCGAUUCUAUUUAUAAUUGCUCGUGGAAUCGAGUUUGGUGAUGAGAAAACUCAACAAUGGUUAAUAUCAAUUUUAAGUGGAUUUUUCUCAUCGAUCUUUUUCUCCCAACCAAUAAAAAUACUAAGUUUGGCAAUAAUCUUUGCUUGUUUUUGUCGAAGAUCGAAUGAUGAUUACGAAGCAAACGAAUUUUUAGAUAAUAAUCAAGUUGAUUUAAAUAAUGAUGAAGAAUAUCUUCAUUCGAUUAAGAAGAGAUCUUUGUUUACUUAUCGUCCACCAGUUCGUGCAAAUCGUUUAAACGAAAGUGAAGUUAUUUAUGCUCGUGAUCGACGUUUACAAGAAAUCUAUAUGUGGUCAGUUAUUCGAGAAAUAGUUCAUUAUUUAUGGUUUUUCUCACUUCUUUCUAUUUUAACUUAUACACAUCGUGAUUUAAAUUCAUUUAAUCAAGUUGAUCAUUUACAAAAAUAUUUUCUAAAUUCAAGACAAAUCAAUUCAGAUUAUACAACAGUUUCAACAAUAGAUGAUUAUUGGAAUUGGUUAGAAAAUAGUUUUGUUGACAAUAUUCGUGCUCAACAAUGGUAUAAUGGUGAUGCACCUCGAAAUUUGAGUGGUUAUAUUAACGAUAAAACAAAUCGAUUCAUUGGAUGGGCAACAAUGAGACAAUUACGUGUUAAAUCUCAAUUAUGUCUUGCUAACAAUGAAAUUAUUUUAACAUGUCAGUAUGAUUAUAGUUUAUCAAAUGAAGAUAAACAUUCCUAUCAACCAGGAUGGUUAAAUGAAACCAUAGAAACGUAUAGUUCAUCCAUUAGUCAAUCAUUUCAAUAUAAAUCAAGUAAAGAUUUAGAUACAUAUACUUAUGUUGGAGAUUAUGGAAGUUAUGAAGGUGGUGGUUAUGUUUAUGAAUUUCGAGGUCGUUUAGUUGAUCUUCAAACUAAUGUAUCUCAACUUUAUCAAUUAGGAUGGAUUGAUGAUAAAACAAGAGCUGUGAUUAUUCAAUUAACUUUAUAUAAUCCAAAUGUUCAAUUAUUUACUUCAGUUACUUUUCUUGCAGAAUUUUUAUCAUCAUCUGGAGUUUAUCCAACAGCUCGUUUUGAACCAUUUAAUUUUUAUGCAUUUACAUCAAAAUUUCAAUUAAUUGUUAUAAUUCUUUACAUGUUAACGAUAAUAUAUCACAUGUGGAUAGAGAUUCGAUUAUUAUUUGAACUGAAACGAAAAUAUUUUUAUCGAUUCUGGUCAUAUAUGGAAGUUGGAAUAAUUGUAUGUGCAUGGACAACUGUUGGAAUUUACAUUUGGCGAUAUCAUCAAUGUGAACGUAUUGGUGAAUUAUUUAAAGAAACAAAUGGAUAUGUUUAUAUUAAUUUACAAUUCGCAUCUUAUGUUAAUGAUAUUUUAACAAUUCUAUUGGGUUUUUCUUGUUUUUUUGGUACAAUUAAAUCCAUUAAACUUUUACGUUUUAAUCAACGUUUUUGUUUAUUUAUUGAAACACUUAAAUACGCAAGAGCAGAACUAAUAUCAUUCUCAAUGAUGUUUUCAAUUAUAUUUAUAGCAUUUCUUUCUCUAUUUUAUUUAUUAUUUAGUGGAAAAAUUUCUUCUUGUUCAAGUUUAUCAGACACGGCACGUAUGUUAUUUGAGAUAACAUUAAUGAAAUUUGAUGCAGAUGAAUUAAUUGAAGCAUCAGCAUUUCUUGGUCCAUUUUGUUUUAGUCUAUUUAUUAUCUUGGUGAUAUUUAUUUGUAUGAGUAUGUUUCUUUCAAUAAUUAAUAAUAGUUUUCGUCUUGCAAGAGAAAAUCUCGAUCCAAAUAAUCAACAGAUCUUUUCAUUUAUGUUGAAAAAAUUUCAACGAUGGACAGGUUUAAAAAAAAUAACAGAUGACAAUAUUCAUGAAGAACGAGAUACAAUAAUGCGUUCAGAACAUUUGCGUCCAAUUGAAAAAUUUUCAGAAAAAAUCGAUCAACUCUUAGAUGCAAUCAAUCGAUUAUAUAUGUCACAAAGAAUGGAAAGAGAAAGAUUAAAAGAUAUUACUAUUUAA